Molecule: messenger RNA, 1026 nt
Organism: Momordica charantia (bitter melon)
Lineage: Eukaryota; Viridiplantae; Streptophyta; Magnoliopsida; Cucurbitales; Cucurbitaceae
Product: protein PHOSPHATE-INDUCED 1-like
Source: RefSeq, a predicted model, not a curated record
AUCUAACAAUAUGGCCUUUUCUACUUCUAUUCCUCUCCUAAUUCUCCCCUUCCUCUCCCUCCUCCAUUUCUCCUCCGCCGACCAACCCCUUCCCUUCAAAUACCACGGCGGCCCUCUUCUCGCCGGCGACAUCACCGUCAACCUCAUCUGGUACGGGAAAUUCAGCCCCUCCCAGAAAGCCAUCGUCGUCGAUUUCGUCGCUUCCCUCUCAAAUUCCAGGCCAAUUUCCCCUGCCCCCUCUGUUUCCACUUGGUGGAACAACCUCAAAAAAUUCUACAGACCAAAAUCCCUCUCUCUCUCAUUGGGCCCCCAGAUUCUGGACCAGAGCCACUCCCUCGGCAAAUCCCUCUCCCAAAAUGACGUUAUUGCCCUCGCCGCGAGGGGUGGCCGGAAAAAUGCAAUCAACGUCGUCCUGACGGCGGCGGACGUGGCGGUUGACGGAUUCUGUUUCAAUAAAUGUGGGUCCCAUGGGUAUUCCGCUGGAGCUCCGAUUGGGGGGAAGAGGUACAAAUUUGGAUAUAUUUGGGUUGGUAAUUCGGAAACCCAGUGUCCGGGGCAAUGCGCCUGGCCAUUCCACCGCCCGGUGUACGGUCCUCAGAACCCGCCGCUGGUGCCGCCGAACAACGACGCCGGAAUGGACGGCGUUGUUAUAAACCUGGCCGCUCUUCUCGCCGGAACCGCCACCAAUCCCUUCGGGAAUGGGUACUACCAGGGCCCCAAGGAAGCUCCGCUGGAGGCGGCGUCGGCCUGCACCGGAAUAUUCGGAAAGGGGUCUUAUCCGGGCUAUCCCGGCGAGCUUCCGGUGGACCCAGCCACCGGAGCCGGCUAUAAUGCGCGCGGUGCCAAUCGCCGGAAAUUUCUGCUGCCGGCGCUGUUUGAUCCUUCCGCCUCCGCUUGUUCUACUCUGGUUUAGCAUCUUGCCUAAACGACGGCGUAUAGAUUAGAUUAGAUCCACAUUCAUUCAUUUGUUCAUUCUAUGAAUUUUUGUAUUCAAUUUUUAUUUUUUGGAAUAGUUCAUUUUAUUGA